ACCAUAGGCGUGACAUGUUUCUGUUGGAAAUCAUCGGGUCAAUUCUACCACCAAACUGUAUCAGCAAUAACAGCAGGCGGAAUAAUAAACAAGUGGGAUAAUAAACUCUUAGCUGUGAUUUGUGGGAUUAAUGGAUUCCUACAAGCGCUUCAGUGACGAAAAUUACAAACACUGGCUUCAGGCGGCUGAGAGUCUGCACAUACUGAGGAGCCACAUUCGGGAGUUUGUGGAAAACGAAACCGAAAAAUAUCACCGGUCUCUUCGGCAAAAGUUAAAGAACGAAAUUUGUGCAUCCGAAUGUAGUCUCCAAAAAUGCCCACCAAGACCAAAAAAGUUUCCAAUUUGUGAGAAGUGUGAGAAGUGGAAAGAUGCGAUCUUGAAUAAUCAUAAUAACAAGCAUAAUGACAUACAUUGGAAAAACUGCCAGCCACAGCUAUGGCCUACAGACAAAUGGGAAGUGGCCAAGGCUUAUAUGAUACGUGGAACAAAAGAUCAUCACAGUUUUGAUCAGUUUGACAUUUCUGCCAUCCUGAACUUCAUGACUCAGUGCAAGCACUUUAAAGCCUUUACAGAGGGCAAGUACCUAAUCCAGGUCAUCACUGUGAGAAACAAACUGAUGCAUUCUCCUGACUUCACGUUAAGCAAAAAGGAGAUGGAUGACUGUAUAAAUAAUGUUCGGGAGCUGGCUAAGGUUCUUGAGAAGCAUGCACCGGGACUAAAAGACGUAUCAAAAAAUAUAGAGGAGUUUAGCAGCAUUUUGGAGAAGUGUAGUGGACAGGUUUCCAAAAGUACAGCAGACAGCAAGGAAUCCAGACUGAAGCUUCUAGACAGAGAACAAGCAGCCCUGAAAGAGAAGAUUGAGUUACUGGCCCAAUGCUUUGAAGAAGAUCAAGACACAGAGCUUAAACUUCAGGAAGAGAUGCAGGGCAUGAAAAAUUUCCUGGACCAAAACAAAGAUUUGCUGGAGAACUUAGGCCCUCAAGUAAACCGGCUGAAGGAAAUACAAGAGAAGGUGAACAAGCAUGAACAGGAUAUCAACAAACUGAGCAACAGGGUGGACCGGCUGGAAAGUGAUGUACCCGACCAAGUGUUCAGUUGUGAUGUACUUAAAUUCAAGAAUCAUGUGUUUGAAGAGGCUCGAAGAAGGAACAUGCCAGAUCCUGAAUUUACAGAGGAAUGUGAAGCGAGUGGUUACAGGGGUAUUGUGAAAGUGAAUGGACGUACAUUUAGAGGUUUGGAGGUGUGUAAUAAUAAAAGAACUGCCCACCAAGAGGUUGCUAAGAUAGCCCUGACAUAUAUGCACUCCCACCCUGAAUGGAAAGAAGAGACAACUGAAACCACUUCAUCAGUAUCCUCAUCUACAUCAUCCUCAAGCACUGUCCAUUAUGGUGUUGUGACUGUGUUCCUUGACAACCAACAAGUAACGUCUGAUUGGUGUGCUCAAAAUGAGGAAGCCACUGAAUCAGCUUACAGGAAACUAGCCAGUCAGUUUGGCCUGACUCCUCCUAAAGCAGGUAAUACUUUUAAGACAACAGUCCUGGAGAAUUUUAAGAGGUGUAAUUUCCCAUCACCAUUGGAACUCCCAGUUCACCAAGAUGAUAAGACCUUAUGCAAACUCCAGCUCAGUGGCUCUUUCACUUUUUACGACAAAGAUGGCUCCUCAAAGAAGAAACAGGCUGAACAUCAGGCAGCUAAGAUUGCCGUGCAAAAUUUGUCAGGGAUCAUUAACUGCAGGUCUCUGGCCAAUGCUGGUGACAACUGGAUAGGAUUUCUGAAGGAACGUGUAGAUGCUCUUGGUCUGAAGCAACCUGAGUAUGAUUUUUUAAGAAAAAAAGUAUGCAUCAGUCAAGAAACUGAGCGUCCCACUACCAGUGAAGACAGUUCACACAAAGUAAUUAGCAAGAAUGAUAGCCUUCAAGCAAAGAACAGUGUCGCUGUGGUCCAGGAUCUACCUACAGCAGACACAGUCAAUGUUGUUGACUGUCAGGAGAUGAAAACCCUGGACUCCAGUCCUCCAGAGAUGCCCAGCCAAGCCUCCGGAAGGGAUUCUACAGGCACUGUCUUUUAUGGUAUUGUGACCGUGUCCCUCAACAACCAAGAAGUUGUGUCUGAUGAGUGUGUUGAAGAGGAAGAAGCCACUGAAUCAGCUUAUAGGAAACUAGCCUGUCAGUUUGGCAUGACUUCCCUUGAAGGUAAAACAGCAGUGUUGGAGCAUUUUAAGAGAUGUAAUUUCCCAACACCACGGGAACUUUCAGUUCGUGAAGGCGAUAAGAUCUUCUGCAAACUCCAGCUGACUGGGGAUUUCAUAUUCUCUGAUAAAGUUGGCGCUUCAAAGAAGAAACUGGCAGAACGUCAGGCAGCUAAGGUAGCUCUGCAACAUUUAUCAGGACUCUUUAACUGCAGUUUUGAGGCUGAAGCUGACAAAAACUACAAAAGCUUUCUGAAGGAACGUCUAGAUGCUCUUCAUCUCGAAAAUCCUGUGUACAGAUGCAAAGUAAAGGAAGGAAUCAGUGAAGCAGAGGGUCCCAGUACAAGUGGAGAUAAUUUACACUCAUCCUGCACGACAGCCAUUAGCAAGAACUUUUGUCUUCAACCAAAGGACAGCAUCAGUCCACAGUGUGAUGCAAGUCUUCCAGAGAUACCCAACAAAUCUCCCAAGAUGGAUAAUACGGCCAUCAACACACUUCUAGUAUUGUUUAAUCUCAAGCCUCCAUCUGUAACAGUCGAGAAUGUCAGGACUGAGAAGGUUUUCAGCUGUCAUGUGGACAUAAACUUGGAAAACUUCACGUUUCAAAACAAAAAUGAAUACAUUGCCAAGAAAGAUGCCAUUCGUAAAACCUAUGUCUUACUUGGGACUGCAUUGGGAAUUUCCAAAUCAAAAUUAGAUGAAAACAAUGCUUCCAUGCUGGUGAAACAAGAUUUUUCCCAGAAGUCUCUCACCCUUCCGAAGGAAGUGUUUGAAGACAACAAGUGUUCCAUUACUGAUAUAACCUACAGUUUCGUCUAUGAUGGAAAAGGCUCCACUGAGGCAGAAGCAAAGCAGGAUGCCCUGCAGAAAGCCCUGGACAUGCUAACUUUGCUCUUUGGGUUCAAGUCUUUGCCAAAGUGUCGCACAGUUGAGGAAACAGAGGUUCAGAUUAAUAAGUUACUGACAACAAAAGAUCAAAAAGACCUCAUUUAUUCACUCAAAUGCAACCUAUAUAAAAGCUCAGUUGAGCUCCUGUUCAAAGAUUAUACCAUGGAGAGCACACACGAAAAGAAGAAAAAAGAAAAUAUUAAUCAUCUCAGUAAACGCAUUCUGGGUCUGCUAGCAGUGGAGCCAGAACCAAAUAGUGUAUCUUUAAGAAACUGUCUCGAUGAGUGGUUUAAACGGAAGAAUCUGGAGCAGCCUGUGUUUGAGAACACUGAGGAGGUUCAUGGAUCAAAAGUCACAUUUUCUGUCACAGUUUCCUGCUCGAAUCCAAACUGGGAAAGCAGCAUGGAAGUUGCGGAAGAAAAGUUGGUCGAUGAACUCAAGAAAAGGUUAAAUUAUCUGACUGAUGAAGGCAAAGAAUAGUAUGAGAUUUGGUACAGAUUUUUUUUUCAUACGUCUAACUGUUCUUGUGUGAAUGAUCAUUUUCAAAGAUGACAGUAAUUUAUAAUGGAGGCUUAACUUUAUCAUGGGCAUCAUGGGUCAUGACUAAAGAUACUUUUUAAUUAUUAUCAAUCACCAGCAAUUUGGAUGAUGUAUUUCAGUCUGGGGUGGGUUUCCUGAAAUGUUUCUAAUGCUAAGUAAGUCAUUCUAUGUUGCUAAGCUAAGCUCAUUCAUAAAGUUCUUGAACUAGAAUUUCCUGAAAAAGCUUCAACGUUUCAACUAACAUAGUACUAAACUUGUUCAUAAAUCUACAGCAGCUUACAGUAUUUUACAGCUUUUCAUGAUUCUACUAGUGAGCCAACAUCACCAUCCGGGCAUGUCAAAAUAGCGCAAAUUUUUAAACUUAUCUGGUGAUUUUGUCAAUAUCUUGAAUUCUGUUGGUCGUUCAGACAUCAGAUGAUGAUACAAAGUCCAUGAAAUGUAGUAGUUUAAGCCAAACUAUUACUUUUAUCACCGUUGUAUUUUAAAGUGGGCUCUGUAAGCCUCUAUCAUUUGCAUUUGGAAUUUUUUUUCCCCAUGUCAAAAACCCCAUAAUAAAAAAUCUGGCCUUCUGCAGUGAGUUUUAGACAGAUAGCAAACAGGUUUGUCUUUAUAUCUGCCAAAUUUCAUGUGGCAUGGAACAAUAUUUCUGGAGAUAUGAAAUCCUAAACAUGAUUUAGCAGAUGUCUUUUUAAUUAGAAAACAUGAUCUUAUUUUCAGGGGCGUAAAAAAAACAAAUGCGAUGCUACAAUUCAGCCAAAAUACAUUACAGACAUUAAAGGGGAACUCCAGUAUUUUUUAACCUGGGGUCAUCUUUCCCAUCUUUUUGGGUUCAAAUUUUUACAGACCAAAAUCAGACCAGUAUUGAGUUAGAACACUAUAAAUGUAAACUGUCUACACAUUGUAACUCUAGGGUGGUACAGUGGUGUAGUGGUUAGCACUGUCGCCUCACAGCAAGAAGGUUCUGGGUUUGAGCCCAGUGGCCAACGGGGGCCUUUCUGUGUGGAGUUUGCAUAUUGUCUGUGUAGGUUUCCUCCGGGUGCUCCGGUUUCCCCCACAGUCCAAAGGCAUGCAGAUUAGGCUCAUUGGUGGCUCUAAAUUGAGUGUAGGUUUGAAUAGUUGUUUGUCUCUAUGUGUCAGCCCUGCGAUGAUCUGGCGACUUGUCCAGGGUGUACCCCGCCUCUUGCCCAUAGUCAGCUGGGAUAGGCUCCAGCUUGCCUGCAACCCUGCACAGGAUAAGCGGUUACAGAUGAUGGAUGGAUUGUAACUCUAUGGGGAAAACAUCAACAUCAAAGUAAACUGAUUGUUUUCACCACUAUCAGGCUUGGAGCACCCCAUUUGGUGCCUGUGGUCAACAAUUUUUCAGAAGUUCUCUGCCUCAGAGAUGAAAUUGGCUGCUUGUUAUGUAAUUUGGUGUGUUGAAUUCAAAUAUGACAAUUAAAACAGCUGAUUGGCAACGUCUUUUAAGAUAUUUAGAAUUGUACAUUUUAUACUUAUGUACAUUGUGCAGAUAGUAAUGUUUUAAGUAAAAAUUGUAAACCUAGGUCUCUUCAUGUGUUUAUGGUUGGUUUACAUGAUAUUUCACCUGUUCUCUUUAUGUAACACUAGAAAAUCAGCAAAAAGUUUGUCCAUCCAUCCAUCCAUUAUCUGUAGUUGCUUAUCCUGUUCUACAGGGUCGCAGGCCAGCUGGAGCCUAUCCCAGCUGACUAUGGGCAAGAGGUGGGGUACACCCUGGACAAGUCGCCAGGUGCAAAAAGUUUAUAUAAAUAAAAUGCAUUAUGAACCAAAUGGCAAAAAAACAAUUAUGUAUAAGUACUGAAUAGGUUUAGUCCUUAUUCAGUGUGUACUCAGUGCUUUUUGGCAGCUUGUCUCUUGUAUUCAUGAAACGGAGCAUCUCUUGUCAAGCAAAGACUUAAUCUCGAGUGCGUAGCACUGUAUGAUUUUUUUUUUUAGCUGAUUAUAGGGCAAUUUAUUCAGCAGAGUGCUGUAAGUUGACUUAUGAUUGCAUCAUCAGUGACUUCUAGAAAUAACCUGAUAUCAUGUAUGACACAAUCUGAAGCUGGUAUUGCAUCAUUCAUUGUUUUACCAAAAAAGUAAGUACUAUCCAAACCCAAUCAUAGAUUUAUUCACAGAGCCAACCUUGAAAACUAAAGUCAAUGAACAGUUUUAAAUUUAAUUUUCAUUCUCAGCGACCCAGAAUUAAUAAAGUUUGACUAUAUUUAUUUCGAAAGCAUUUUGGCUGUAGACCAGUGUUAUCGUUCGAGAGCUGUUUUCUGAUGUUUACAAAAGAAGUCAUUCAGAAUUUGUGAAGUAGUAAUCCUCAAAUAUUUGACAAUAUGGAUGAGACAUCUGAAUCUGAUGGCCGUCCCUAUUUAUUUGAGACAGAAGCUCCUGUGCUAUAAUCAACUACAGGCCCUGAGUAGGUUGCUACAUCAGUGACCAGAAGAAAAGCAACUAGUAUAAUCAACAAUAAACACAAUAUAAUUUGGACAAAAAUAAACACUUAUUUAAACCUCAUAGUUUACUAGUUAGCGAGGUCAAUGAGUCAGUAGUGAGAGCAACCCUUUCUGGCUUUGAUAGGAUGUCUUUAAGUAAAGAAGCAUUAAUUUCAUAUAGGGCGUCUGUCCUUGUGGUGAUUGUCUUCUGAAAAGGUACAUUAUACUGGGGCUCAAGGUAAUUCAUUAAGUGUUUACUGUACUUUUUUGAAGACACUGUUAACCAUAGAGCUAGUGCUAAAGCUUUGGCCAAGAAGAAUCUCCUGCUCAAGAGUCUCUGAAAUGAUUGUCAUCUGUUCAGUUUCAGUAAAUUGUAAGUUCCCACCCCAAUGCCACUCUAACCAAUCAAUCAAUUUUCAAUGUAUUUUAAUGAAUUUUUUUUUAAUAAAUAUUUGGCUCCAUUUCUGGAAUGAUUUAUGUUGUGUUGUACGGUAAUGGACUUUGAUCAGUGUAAAAUGUAUUUCAUAAAGUUGCAAGAUUAAAAAAAAUUUAAUUGUUAAA
Messenger RNA from Neoarius graeffei (lesser salmon catfish), 6609 nucleotides. RefSeq lists its product as uncharacterized. The transcript is spliced from 21 exons. Lineage: Eukaryota; Metazoa; Chordata; Actinopteri; Siluriformes; Ariidae. Bases 131 to 3556 code for a protein of 1141 amino acids. The record is from RefSeq and is a predicted model, not a curated record.